AUGGAGACCCGUCAGGACUGCUGCCACAGUUUCAAUAGGAUGCUGAGUCCCAGAGCCGAUGAGGACCAGCAACAACAGCACGGUGGGAAUGCAAUGGUCCUGAUGCCUGGAGAGGAAGGAGGCAAGAAAGGGCUUGUACAGAGCGAGCUUGCUCAGGGUGCGCUUUAUCAGGGCGAGCUUGCUCUGGGUGAACGUGCCCCAAUCAAGCCUGCUCAAGAAGAGCUUGCUCAGUCCAGUCUUCAUCAGGAAGCCACAGGAGUGGUAGAGGAGGGAGGAAACGAAGAAGAAGAAGAAAUGGAAGGAGGCCAUGCUGACUAUGGAAGUUCUGGCCCCAUACACAAGGGGAUCCACGAGGAAGGUGCUCAUGGAGGCGGUGUUCAGCAGCCUCAGCAAGAGGCGGUAAUGCCUGAGGGCACCAAGAGUCUCCAGGCUGGGGACAGGCUGCCUUCCCGGCGUCGCAUCAGAUUCACCCUGUCUCAGCUGCAGAAACUGGAGCGUCUUUUCCAAGAGACUCGCUACCCCAGCUUGCGAGCAAGGAAGGAUCUGGCAAGAUGUAUGGGAGUGCCGGAAGCUGAUGUGCUGGAUUGGUUUAGGAACAGGAGAGUCAUUUUCAAAAGAAGCACUAGACUGGUGGUGCUGAUCGAUGUAUCACCUGAUCCCCAGAACAAGGAUCCCUGA
This is a messenger RNA of Onychomys torridus (southern grasshopper mouse), 678 nucleotides long. RefSeq names its product rhox homeobox family member 2-like. NCBI's taxonomy places the organism in Eukaryota, Metazoa, Chordata, Mammalia, Rodentia, Cricetidae. The transcript has 4 exons. Bases 1 to 678 code for a protein of 225 amino acids. Gene Ontology annotation, molecular function: DNA binding. The record is from RefSeq and is a predicted model, not a curated record.